GCUUGGCUGGCCGGGAGCUCUGCAGCUGUGUUCUUAGAGCUCGGGGUCCUGCUCGCCCAUGACCCAGCUGGUUGAUGGCGUGAGCGGCGAGAUUAUAUAUGAACAAGAAGGGGUAUAUAUUCACUCAUCUUGUGGAAAGGCCAAUGACCAAGACAGCUUAAUUUCAGGAAUAUUACGUGUUUUAGAAAAGGAUGCUGAAGUAAUAGUGGACUGGAGACCCUUGGAUGAUGCAUUAGAUUCUUCUAGUAUUCUGUAUGCUGGAAAGGACUCCAGUUCAGUUGUAGAGUGGACCCCGGCCCCCAAAGAAAGAACUCAUCGAGGAUCAGAACUCCAGAGCAGUUAUGAAGCAGAGUGGGACAUGGUUAAUACAGUGUCAUUUAAAAAGAAACCACAUACCAAUGGAGAUGCUCCAAGCCAUAGAAAUGGGAAAAGCAAGUGGUCAUUCCUGUUCAGUUUGACAGACCUGAAAUCAAUCAAGCAAAGCAAAGAGGGUAUGGGCUGGUCGUAUUUGGUAUUCUGUCUAAAGGAUGACGUCGUCCUCCCUGCUCUGCACUUUCAUCAAGGAGAUAGCAAACUACUGAUUGAGUCUCUUGAAAAAUAUGUGGUAUUGUGUGAGUCAUCACAAGAUAAUAGAAUUCUUCUUGUCAAUUGUCAAAAUAAGAGUCUUUCACAGUCUUUCGAAAAUCUUCUUGAUGAACCAGCAUAUGGCUUAAUACAAAAAAUUAAAAAGGAUCCUUAUACAGCAACUAUGGUAGGAUUUUCCAAAGUUACAAACUACAUUUUUGAUAGUUUGAGAGGAAGUGAUCCCUCUACACAUCAACGACCACCUUCAGAAAUGGCAGACUUCCUUAGUGAUGCUAUUCCAGGCUUAAAGAUAAAUCAGCAAGAAGAACUGGGAUUUGAAGUCAUCACAAGAAUUGAUUUGGGAGAGCGACCUGUCGUGCACAGAAGGGAGCCCGUGUCACUGGAAGAGUGGACCAAGAGCGUUGACUCUGAGGGAAGACUCUUAAAUGUGGAGAGCAUGAAGCAGAAGAUAUUCAGAGGGGGUCUUAGUCAUUCAUUAAGAAAGCAAGCGUGGAAAUUUCUUCUGGGUUAUUUUCCUUGGGAUAGUACCAAAGAGGAAAGAGCUCAAUUACAAAAACGAAAAACCGAUGAGUACUUCAGGAUGAAGCUGCAGUGGAAGUCUAUCAGUGAGGAGCAAGAGAAGAGAAACUCAAGGCUGAGAGAUUAUAGAAGUCUGAUCGAAAAAGAUGUCAACAGAACGGAUCGAACAAACAAGUUUUAUGAAGGUCAAGAUAACCCAGGACUGAUUUUGCUUCAUGACAUUUUGAUGACCUACUGUAUGUAUGAUUUUGAUUUAGGAUAUAUACAAGGAAUGAGUGACUUACUUUCCCCUCUUUUAUAUGUGAUGGAGAAUGAAGUGGAUGCCUUUUGGUGCUUUGCCUCUUACAUGGACCAAAUGCAUCAAAACUUUGAAGAACAAAUGCAAGGCAUGAAGACCCAGUUAGUCCAGCUGAGCACCUUGCUGCGACUGUUGGACAGCGGGUUCUGUAGCUAUUUGGAAUCCCAGGACUCUGGAUAUCUCUAUUUUUGCUUCAGAUGGCUUUUAAUCAGAUUUAAAAGGGAAUUUAGUUUUCUAGAUAUUCUUCGAUUAUGGGAGGUAAUGUGGACGGAACUACCCUGUAAGAACUUUCAUCUUCUUCUGUGUUGUGCUAUCCUGGAAUCAGAAAAGCAGCAGAUAAUGGAAAAGCAUUAUGGCUUCAAUGAAAUACUUAAGCACAUCAAUGAAUUGUCCAUGAAAAUUGAUGUGGAAGAUAUACUAUGUAAAGCAGAAGCAAUUUCCCUACAGAUGACACAGUGCAAGGAAUUGCCACAAGCAGUUUGUGAGAUCCUGGGGCUCCAGGACAGCGAAGUUACAACGCCAGAUUCAGACACCGGAGAAGACGACAAUGUUGGCACUACUUGUCCCACAUCUGCGUUUCCAAGUAACACCUUCCCCGUCCUUGCUGCCAGUGAAGCCAAAGACGACAGCUCAGCACAGACACUGGCAUCCCCAAAUGCCUGCAGAUUAACACCUGCAUGAUCAUUUGUCUUACAUUUUUAGAGAUACUUUGUUGCAAUUUCUUUUUAAGUACCUGAAAGGUAGACAUUUACAGUCUUGGUGUUGAUCAUGCUUUAAGGUUUAUGGAAAGACAGUGUACUGAUGUUCUUGCAUUAAAGCUUUACAAAGUUUUAAACUAAUUAUUUUUGUAGUUACUUCUACCAAAUAGCCUUUCCUUCUCAAUAACAUUCCUUAGUAUUUUUUAUAGCUAAGUGCAUUGUAUUUUGUUGCUGAUGAACUGGGAUGUGAUGAAUACUACAAGUGGAUGCCUUGGGAAUUAUGCACUCUGAAAAGCAUUCACUGCGUUUACUCUUAGUGGGCUUUGGAUUUGAUAAAAUUAACUGCUGAGCCUUUGUAAAGCAUUCUAAGAUGAGAUGUUGCACAGUGAUGAGAUUUAAAAAUGCAAACAAAUUUGGUUUUUCUAUUGUUUACAACAAUAUUCAGCUUAAAUAUUUAUGCUGGUUGAAUGUGAUUUAAAUUAGACAUUUUCGCCAAUGUAGUUACUGUCUGGAUAAAGAACAUUAACCUUAGCAAGUGGAUUGGCAGUCUGUUUUUUACAAAGAACUUUUCUUCACUUGUACAUAAACUAUACAUAAGUACUAUUUAUUGAGUAUAAGAAAGCAUAGUCCUAUUUUCUUUAACUGAAUAAACUUGACUAUUGGUUUAUAUAAGCUGAUUCAACAAAAUUAAUACAUGGCUUCAAUAUAAGAUCUUUUUCAAAGCUAUUUUCUUAACUGAACAUUUAUUUAAUGAGACUACAUUCAACCCUAUCUAUACCUGGUAUAAUUUUAAAAUUAAUCACUGUAACCUCACUUUGCUAAUAAUGUUUAUUAUCUUUCCUAAUAAUGCAUUAAUUAAUCAGAUCUUUAAAUUUUUAUAAAAUAUUCUUUUCAUAAAGCUUAUGUCAAAGAUUUCCAGGCACUGUCAUGAGUCUCAAAGUCAUAUUUUUUGUAUAUGAAUGAAGCUGUUUUUACCAUGCAGUAUUGCAUGAUUUUAAGUUAUGUGGAAUUAACAUAACUGAUUCCGUUUUAAUUGUAAUUUGUUAAACUCUUGUACAUAUCAUUAAAAUAAAUUUAAA
This is a messenger RNA of Chionomys nivalis (European snow vole), 3179 nucleotides long. It is a transcript of the gene Tbc1d15, whose product is annotated as TBC1 domain family member 15. Gene Ontology annotation, molecular function: GTPase activator activity. Lineage: Eukaryota; Metazoa; Chordata; Mammalia; Rodentia; Cricetidae. The coding region runs from base 59 to 2083 and encodes 674 amino acids. Gene Ontology annotation, biological process: activation of GTPase activity. The transcript has 17 exons. The record is from RefSeq and is a predicted model, not a curated record.